AUGAUUCGUAAUCAGUUACGAUUUGAUCUGAUAAAUAAAAAGCUACAUUUCCGGGAUAUUUUACUUACCAACUCUUUACCAAGAUUAAUGCCCAUUUUAACAACCAAGAGAAAAUUCACUGGCAAGACAUCAAACCCGUAUAUGAAAAGAGAACCGAUGAAUAAAGAUUCCGUUGACAAUAAAAUAGUAAAAACAACUAGUAGCACAACUGAAAAUGCCAACUCCAAUGCCAUAACCUCAUUGUUCCUGGCCAAAAUUGACCAGUAUUUCACAGAGACGAAGUUUAGGAUGAACAAAGAUCAACAGAAAGUGUUGAAAAGUUGUAUGGAAAAAGUUUACACCAGAAAACUGCCACUUUUUUGCUUCGAUGUUGAAGCAUGGGAGAGUAAUAAUAACUUGGUUACUGAGGUUGGGAUUUCAAUUUAUGAUCCUCGUGAACGAGAGUUACUGCUUCUUCCUAACAUCAAGCUGUAUCAUAUUAUUAUAGAAGAGCAUAGAAAUAAGAGAAAUGGGAAAUUUGUCCCAGACAAUAAGCAUAAUUUUGUUGGUGGCACUCUGCAUGUGCUAUCAGAAGUUGAAGCACAAAAAUUUAUAAAUAAAAUGAUUCACAAAUACUUUCUAGAUGAUCCCCAAUUAGGUUCCGCAUUUGUGGGGCACCACAUAGGGGGUGAUAUCAAGUGGCUCAAGACAAUUGGUGUGCAAUUCCCCGAUGAAUGCCCAAUUAUCGAUACAUACAGGAUAUUCCAGUUAUCUCAUGGGAAGUACGGUGGAGGCUUAAGGCUGAUCUUGAGGCUCGCAGAAAUCCCUCAUGCUUACUUACACAACGCAGCAAAUGAUGCGUACUAUACCUUGUUGGCUGCGUUAGCAUGGUGUGAUCCAAGUGUGAGGAAAGCUAGGGAAUUGGAUCUUUAUGUGAUACCUGAAGUGGUCCAAAAUCCAAGAAAGACAAAGGUUCAACAGCAGGAAGACAGAAGAGCCAAGAGGCAAGAAAAGUUUACAGACAUUGCCAAGCGAGUUAACGUCGACAGCUGCGAAGAACUCUUAUAG
Messenger RNA from Dujonia railenensis, 1047 nucleotides. Lineage: Eukaryota; Fungi; Ascomycota; Pichiomycetes; Serinales; Debaryomycetaceae. The record is from the annotation of a GenBank genome assembly.